Molecule: messenger RNA, 1708 nt
Organism: Lycium barbarum (goji berry)
Lineage: Eukaryota; Viridiplantae; Streptophyta; Magnoliopsida; Solanales; Solanaceae
Product: beta-amyrin 11-oxidase-like
Exons: 10
Coding region: 91-1455 (454 amino acids)
Biological process (GO): sterol metabolic process; brassinosteroid homeostasis; multicellular organism development
Cellular component (GO): endoplasmic reticulum
Molecular function (GO): heme binding; ent-kaurenoic acid monooxygenase activity; iron ion binding
Source: RefSeq, a predicted model, not a curated record
AUACACAUAUUUUCGGCAAGCAAAUAAAUAUUAAACAGACAGCUCAUUCUAGUAAAAUCAAGUCUGAUCAGCUUCUUGAGAAGGCUGAAAAUGGAGCAUGACAUGGGAUGGUUUUUCACAGUUUUGAUGGUUGGAAUUGUUGCCCUUUUUGGUUUCUUGAAGAAGGCAAAUGAAUGGUUUUGUGUUAAAAAAUUGGACAAAAAUCAAUGCAUUUUACCUCCAGGUGAUCUAGGCUGGCCUUUUAUUGGGAAUAUGUUGUCCUUUGUCAAGAGUUACAAAUAUGGUGACCCUGAAUCCUUCAUCUCUUCCUUUACCACCAGGUAUGGCACUGGAGGGAUGUACAAGGCGUUCAUGUACGGAAAGCCAAGUAUUAUUGUUACAGCUCCAGAAGCAUGCAGGCAAGUCUUGAUGGAUGAAGAACAUUUUGUGUUGAGUUUCCCGUCGAAAUCCAUGACAGAUCUAACAGCAAAGAGAACAUUUCAUGGAGUUAAAAGGCAGCAACACAAGCUUCUACGACAGAUAACGACUGGUUCAAUUAUAGGUCAUGAGGCGUUAUCGGUGUAUGUUGACUACAUAAGGGAGAUUGCUAUUGCUUCAUUUGAUAAGUUGGCUAGCAGGAAAGACCCUAUUGAGUUGCUAACUGAAAUGAGAAAGUAUGCAUCUCAAGUGAUCAUGAGGGCACUCAAGGCUCGAGAGAACUUAACCAAGAUAUUUCAAGCAGCAAUAGAUGAAAGGAGGAUCAAGAAUGCUAGCGAUAAAUCUAGAACAAAGAGGAGCAUUUUGGAUUUAUUGAUGGAGAGCAAAGAUGAGGAGGGAAGGAAAUUCAGUGAUGAGAAGAUUGUGAACAUACUAAUUCUAUAUUCCUUUGGCGGCCAGAUAUCCACUGCCCCUACAGCUACGUGGGCGCUUCUCUACCUGCAAGAACAUCCAGAACUCUUGCAGAAAGCUAAGGAAGAACAAGAGGAUAUCGUAAAGAGAAGACCAUCUUCUCAAACCGCACUAACACUCAAUGAGAUCAGACAAAUGAAAUAUUUGUCCAAGGUAAUCAAUGAGACCCUACGUCUUGUUAAUGCCUCAUCACCACUCUUCAGAGAAGCGACAACUGCUGUUAAAAUGAACGGCUACACUAUACCUCAAGGAUGGAAGGUCUUGGUUUGGACAAGGAAUGUACAUAUGGAUCCUAACAAUUAUCCGAAUCCUAAGGAAUUUAAUCCUUCAAGAUGGGAUGAUCAUGAGACCAAGCCUGGGCAGUAUCUUCCUUUUGGAGCUGGACGCAGGUUUUGUCCAGGUGCAGACUUGGCCAGGCUUGAAAUUUCAGUUCUCCUACAUUAUUUUCUUCUCAACUACAGGCUUGAGCGGCUUAACUCAGAGAGCAAGGUGCAAUAUUUUCCAACGAUCAGGCAUACUGCCGAUUGCUUGGCAAGAAUUAGGAAGCUGUCUGCAGAAAACGCAUGAAGAAUAUUGUUUCUUUGAACUUCAGCUGAUGCUUGCUCGAGCAGUUUGAAAGUCACUAUGGAGCAAUUAUGUACAUAACUAAAUAAAUGAUUUCACCAUUCUGAUGGUCUUUUAUUUACAUAUGAAGCAAUGAUGCGGUGUGCCCAUGAAAGAGAACGCUUCACAUGUAUUUUCUGAAAACAUACAUCUAUGUAACAGAGUGAAAAUUGUCUAAAAAGAAUUGGAAGAUGAGAUUAAGAGGGUAAGAUGGUAU